Nymphalis io (European peacock) is the source of this 1531-nucleotide messenger RNA. It is a transcript of the gene Shc, whose product is annotated as SHC-transforming protein 1. The record is from RefSeq and is a predicted model, not a curated record. Gene Ontology annotation, molecular function: receptor tyrosine kinase binding. NCBI's taxonomy places the organism in Eukaryota, Metazoa, Arthropoda, Insecta, Lepidoptera, Nymphalidae. Gene Ontology annotation, cellular component: plasma membrane. The transcript is spliced from 9 exons. Gene Ontology annotation, biological process: cell surface receptor protein tyrosine kinase signaling pathway; intracellular signal transduction. The coding region runs from base 268 to 1509 and encodes 413 amino acids.
GUUUCACUUUAUGUAAAAAGAGCGAUAUUUUUGCGAAAACGAUUAAUCACCAGCUACACCCAAUUUAGGGAAUAAUUAAAUACUGUUCUGUUAUUUUAUACCUGUGACCUCAAAGUGCAAAUAAUUAUCUAUUAUCGAAAUUAUUUACAUUGAAAUGAAAUGAUUUGAAUCACAAUGAAAGUGUUUUUAUAAUAACUAUCAAUAAGUUAAGUGUAAAUGAAUAAGUUUUCCAUUUAUUUCUGAUUCCCAGUCAUAUAUUUAAUUAACAUGGGUGACGGACCUUUUGUUGCUAAGCCGGCUCGGGGCUGGCUCCAUCCCGAUUCGGUAUUAGCUAGCGAUGGAAUUACUUACGCAGUAAGGUAUAUUGGUUGCAUGGAGGUUCUUACAUCAAUGAAAAAAUUAGAUUUCGAGACAAGAUCACAAGUAGCAAAAGAAUGCAUUGCUAGAGUAUGUGCAGCUGCUGGACUAAGAUCAGCUGAUAAGAAGCGUCGAGUGUGUCAAGCUGCCGCCAAUGCAUUAGCAGCGAGGCCUAGAAUGUCACACUCUGGUUCAAAUGUGGCUCUGACAGUAUCAUCCAGAGCUAUCACAGUAGCAGCAUUAGAGGGAGGUGAGACUAUUGCUCGCCAUGAUAUGCCUCGUGUCUCAUUUGCAUCAGGCGGGGACCAGGAUUCACUAGACUUCGUAGCAUACGUAGCGAAGUCGGCGCCGCCGGCGGAGUGGCGCGCGUGCUACGUGCUGGAGUGCGGCGGGCGGCUCGCGCAGGACGUCAUCGCGACCAUCGGACAGGCCUUCGAGCUGCGCUUCAAAGAGUUCCUAACGAAGCCCACAUCGUUAAACAUCAAUGGCUCUCGUCCGCUGAGCGCGGCAGACGAGCGUGAGUACUACAACGACAUGCCCGACAAGAUCCCCCCCGCAGAGCCCCCCGCCGACCCACCCGCGCCUCACCGACACCCCCCGCCGCCGCCGCUAGCCUCGCUCGCACCCAUCUCCUCAUGCGAGGAAAGCGUCCGGCACUACGUGAAUCAGACUCCUCCGCCUCGGACUCCGCCCACUGCACUCUUGCCGAAUCACCACACGGACAUCUUUGAUAUGCAGCCCUUCACUGCGGCCCCGGUCUCCUCAGCGACGUCGACAUCACCAGCCACGUCAUCAUCGCCUGCAGAAGAUCUGCCUCCGACUCUGUCUCCCGCUACACAAUCAGCUCUACUGGCAAGGGAAACCUGGUACCAUGGACCUAUAUCGAGGACUGCAGCGGAAAGACUAGUGGUGGAGGAUGGCGAGUUUCUAGUUCGGCAAUCGACGGCGUGUCCCGGACAGUUCGUGCUGACCGGGGCGAGGCGAGGCGCGCACAAGCAUCUGUUGCUGGUCGACCCUAAUGGAGUUGUGCGCACGAAGGACCGCGUGUUCGAGAGCGUGCCGCACCUCAUCAAGUACCACUGCAGCAACGAGCUGCCCAUCGUGUCGGCCGACUCCGCGCUGCUGCUGCGCCGCCCCGUGCCGCGCUCCUGAGGCCGCCCCGCGCCGCCCCGCC